AUGAGCAACCUCCAACCUCCCAACGCUGGCCCAGCGCCCGCCCCUUCACCCAGCGGCAAGGAUGGCCUGCGAUAUCCCAGCAAUGGAAAGACUAUCUACCACCGGCCAUUAAACAGAACCAAGACGGCUGAGCUGAGCCAGGCCAGUUUUGCGUAUCUGUUUGGCGAGAUGGUGACGUAUGCGCAGAAACGGGUCAAGGGCAUCCAGGAACUGGAACAACGUCUUAACCUACAAGGCCAUUCUAUCGGCCUCAAACUUCUCGACCUACUCCUCUUCCGCGAACCAGUGCGCACGCAAACCCGACCCCUGGGCAUUAUCCAACUGCUACACUUUAUCAAGCAGAACAUCUGGCAACACCUCUUUGGCCGACAAGCGGACCGUCUCGAGAAGUCUGCCAACCCUGAAACCCCCGACGAAUAUCACAUUAUCGAUAACGAGCCCCUCGUGAACCAAUACAUCAGUGUGCCCAAGGAAAUGAGCCAGUUGAACUGCGCAGCGUUUGUGGCGGGCGUUGUCGAGGGUGUCUGUGACGGAGCUGAUUUCCCCGCUAGAGUCACGGCGCAUACAGUUGGAGAGGGCGACAUGUGGCCUGGAAAGACAGUUUUCCUCGUCAAGUUCAGACCAGAGGUUUUGGAGAGGGAAGGCUUCUUGGGCAAGAAUUAA
Messenger RNA from Fusarium pseudograminearum CS3096, 663 nucleotides. RefSeq lists its product as uncharacterized. Gene Ontology annotation, cellular component: TRAPPII protein complex; TRAPPIII protein complex; TRAPPI protein complex. Lineage: Eukaryota; Fungi; Ascomycota; Sordariomycetes; Hypocreales; Nectriaceae. Gene Ontology annotation, biological process: endoplasmic reticulum to Golgi vesicle-mediated transport. The coding region runs from base 1 to 663 and encodes 220 amino acids. The transcript has 2 exons. The record is from RefSeq and is a predicted model, not a curated record.